Symbiodinium sp. CCMP2592 is the source of this 6075-nucleotide messenger RNA. The record is from the annotation of a GenBank genome assembly. NCBI's taxonomy places the organism in Eukaryota, Dinophyceae, Suessiales, Symbiodiniaceae.
AUGUCAGCUGGAGCAGCCACGGCGGCAGCAGCGGCGGCGCAAGCGGCGCAGGCCGUGCUGGAGACUUCGGAGAGCUACCGGCGAAGCGAUGUGCUUCGCACUUUGAUCCAGAAGCCGGACGUGUUCCGGCCGGACACCCGUGAGCAAGAAGUGGAGCAGUGGAGCGAGUGGAAGCACAUGAUCAAGAACUACUUGUCGGUGGUGGACACCAAGAUGCUGGAGGACAUGGAGACCAUCGAGAAAUCCCCGACAAGGCCCUCAACGGUGGAUGGAAUGGAUGCUGCGGUGCGCAAGCGCAGCAUCGAGCUCUAUGCCAUUCUGCUUUCCUUUGUGAGGCAGAGACCGGCAAAGCUUGUGAGAGGGGUUCCCUCCAACAAUGGGUUUGAAGCUUGGAGAGUGUUGGUGGGAGAAAUGCAGCCGGCGACGCGUCAGAGACAACUCGCUUUGAUGUCGCAGUUGGCCGGCAUCCGGUUCGAUGCGAACCGCAGCCUGGCCGAGCAGAUCGUGAAGUACGAGGAGCUCAUCAAGGAGUAUGAGCGGGUGUCUGGCAGCACCUACCCCGACGAUCUGCGCAUAAGCUCUGUCAUCCAGGCUGCCCCCACCAACUUGCAGACCCAGCUCCACCUGACGAUGGACGAGAGCACCGACUACAAGGCCAUCCGCGAGAAGCUGUUGGCCUAUGAGAGGGCCAGCACGCGCUGGCAACCUUCUUCCGGCUUCGCCCUCCCGGCCGUCAACACCCACGGCGCGCUCAACCAGAGCGGCCCCACCGACAUGGAGAUCGACCGCGUGGAGAAGGGCAAGGGCGGCCACAAAGGAGGCAAGCAAGGAGGCCAUAAAGGGAAGAAGGGAGAGAAAGGAAAGGGAAAGGGCAAGGAGAAAGGUGGCAAGGGCAAGAAGGGCAGCAAGGGCGGACCACCCGGCGGCUGUUACAACUGCGGUGGGCGACACUUCGUGCGAGACUGCCCUAAGGGCAAGGGCAAAGGCAAGAACCAGGUGAACCAGGAACAGCCCACAGCAGCGCCGCCACCACCAAGCAGCACCGCCCCGACAACACCGGCCCCAACGACAACGAGACCUACUACAACAAGCCAGCCACCAGCAAAUUCGGUACGGCGUGUGCGGCUGGUGACCCCUCCGGACGCGAACACCACCUAUGUCUUCGACAUCUCCGACAACGACGUGGUGGCGGACUUCUACGACGACUUUCCGGAGGAGCCGGCCGUGCGAGCCGUGAGUGUUCGGUCCCCACCUUCAGGAGGAACCGACCAAGAGCAGGACCCCGUGACCAUUGUGCUGGACCACUGGACACCGGGGCAGAUGCGAGCAUGGCUCACUGACGCCCAGGGCAACGACAUCCCGACUGAGGCCCUGCGGCGAUACGCCUUCGAGCUGCGAGACCACCGCGGCCAGAGCUUUAUCAUCAAGGAGACCUGCGUGGUUGGACGUGUGCGAGUGCCGCUGCUGGCGGCAGGGAAGCUGCUCAAGCAGGGCUGGCAGCUUGUUUCCGAAGAGGACCCGGGCUCUACAGGAGGAGCCGGGCCGAGAAGCAUGAUCCUGCGAUCGCCGGCCGGCCUUCGCGCACCCGUGGCCUUCAAGCACAACUCUUUGGUCGUGCAGGGCGAGGUCCGCGCGAUCACCGAGAUUCCCCGGAGCCUCCCGCCAAAGGUGCCCAAGGUGACCAUUUCGGCGGAGAUGGAGGCCAUGGUAGGGAACGAGGGCAUGCACGUGCUGGGGAAUGGCAUCAAGAUGCACUACCAGGCGGCAGCGACCGACUUGCUCGACCCCCGGCCGUGGUACGAUGCGAUCACGCUGAUUGGCAUGGACGCCUUCGAGGAGGGCUUCUUUCCAGAAGGAGGGGUAGCCCCCAAGCCAAGCGAACUGGUGGUCGAGAGCCACCCACGGCCACAGGAGAACCAGCAGAACGACCCGCAGAACGCCAAGGAGAACCAGCAGAACGACCCGCAGAACGCCAAGGAGAACCAGCAGAACGACCCGAUGGCCCAGGCGACGACAUGGACACAGGCGAACCAGGACUAUGUGGCGGCCAAUGCAGCACAGGCAGUGGAGGGCAUAGACCGGCGAGAUCCAGUACCACGGGGACAGCCAGAAGGUGCCCCAGAUGAUGCGGCAGUCGCCCUCCACAACCUCAUGCACAUGCCUUUUGCGAGCUGGUGCGAGGCCUGCGUCCGCACGAGAAGCCGGGGCGACAGGCACAGCCAAGGUGCCAACAGGGAGGUUCGCCUCCCGAUCUUGCAGGUCGACUUCUACUUCGCCUCGUUGGAAGAAGGCGGCGAGCGGCCGAAUCCCGAGGGCGAGCAGGAGAACUGCAUACUUAUCGGCGUCGACCUGGAUACCAAGAUGGUUUUGGCGGUGCCCGGGCCCAACAAAGGAGCUGUCAUCCUGGCCAAGGCGACCGAGGAGAUCGUCCGGUUCACCCUGGCGUUGCACCAAGAGCAGGCGGUCAUCGUACAAUCGGACGGUGAGCCCGCCAUCAAGGCAGUUGUGCGGGCCGUUGCCGCAGCAAGGGCCAGACUUGGCCGAAAGACCGUGCAGCGCACCACGCCCGUCGCCGCGCACGAGUCCAAUGGAGCGGCGGAGCGCACGGUGCAGACCAUCAGGCGCCUAGUAGGUGCCUGCAUGUUGCUGGGCUUUGAGCUGCAGAAAGGGAAGCUGGCGCCGGACACCCCGCUGAAGAUGUGGAGCCAGGUGCACGCAGCCUUCGUGCGCAACAGGUUUCAUGUGAUACCGGGGCUCCAGCAGACCCCGUUCGAGAUCGCGUUUGGAGGGAAACGCUUCGACCAGAAGCUCUGCGAGUUUGGGGACACCGUCUACGGCCAGGUUUUCCGAACCAACAAGGCGGAGCCUAGAUGGGUCAAAGCGAUCUGGGUGGGGAUGAACCCCCACAGCGGCGCCAACAACCUCAUGACGGUCUACGGGCACAUCCAGAGCGCCUCUGUUCGCCGAGCGGCCCCGGACCAGCAGCUGACGGCCGACCAGAUCAAGGAGGGCGGCUACAUUGGCUGGCCUUGGAACAAGGACUUCGUGGAGAAACCAGCCCGGCGAAAGAAGCGCGAGACAAGGACAGCCGAGGCCGCUCCACGGCUGGAGCCUGGAGUUUCUCUACCUCUUGGAGCUCCUGCCGGGCACCCUCUUCUACCAGAGGAGGACAGCGAGGCCGAGCAAGUUGAGAAGGCAGCCCGGAACCGGGCAGACGGCGGCAGCUCAGAGGAACUGUUGCCAGCAACGCCGCCGAGAUCACCGACAACACCGGCGACACCACCAGACCUGCAGUCGCCCACGGAGGCGGCAGCCAGCGGAAAGAGGAAAGCCGAGGAAGCCGAGCCGUUCACGCCCUACAGCCCGUCGUUUCCCUCAUGGAUGGCAAGCUCUGGAGAGCAGCAGGCCAGCCCGCCAAAGCGGAUGGUGGAGACGGUGGACGCUGAGUGGGCCGAGCACGGCCCGGAGAUCGAGGCGGAGAUCGCGGCCGACACCCAGGAAUCGGCCGAGGAUCCGCCAAACCUUAGCGACGAUGAGCUGGCGGUGCUGGACGACGCCGCCGAGCUGGAGGAGAUCGAGAGGCUGGAGAAAAUGACCGUUUUGGUCGACCCUGUGGCCGGGGAGGAAGCCGAGCACCUGAGCACCGUCUUCGUCAAGACCUGGAAGUACGACAAGGCCCGGGGCUGGUUCAGGCGGGCACGUGUGGUGGCGCGCCAGUAUAAGUGGAGUGUGGAGAUGGCCGAGGAAGACACGUUCUCCCCGGCAUGGGUGACCACGCUGGCCCGGAUGGUGCCACUGCUCGCACAGCAGUGGAACACCCCUGUGUGGGUGAUGGACAUCAAGGACGCGUUCCUCCAGGUGAAACAGCCGGCCGACGAGCCCGUCCUUGUCACCUCCCCCCGGUCCUACACGGCAAAGUUCGGGCAAGCACGCCAGUGGAAGCUAGGCCGGGUGCUGCCAGGGCAAAGGAAAGGAUCACUGAGCGGCGAUGUGGCCGAGGACCUGGAGAGCAUGGAGGAGGUGCCCACACUUUUCAGGGCAAGGGCCGGGAACUACGCGGCCCAGAUCCACGUGGACGACAUCACCAGCACCGGGGCCCCCGAGAUCCAGGAGAAGAUCCAGAAGACCCUGGAGAGCAAGUACCAGGUGAAGGUCAAUGGGCCCUUCCACUCGCCGGGGGACAUGUAUGAGUUCCUACGGCGACGCCACCAGUUCGAGCCCGACGGCUCGAUCACAAUAAGGGCGGCCACGCGGUUCUACCAGGACCUCUACGAGCUGGCCGGGCGACCCAAGAAAAGGAGCACACCAGGACCCAGCGGUAAGGAGGACAUGUUCGACCUCGACAACACCAAGGCCCUCGAGAGCGGCGAGGCGACCCUCUACCGGACCAUGCUGGGGAAGCUCCUUUACAUGUCAGCGGAGAGGCCGGACUGCCAAGCAGCUAUCCAAUACCUCUCGGGCAAGGCGUCGGCACCCACCGAACGAGCAGCCAAGCUCCUGCGGCACCUCGUGGGCUACAUGUGGGAGAAUCAAGGGUAUGGAGUGAAGCUCAAGCUCCACCCCGGCCGGUCAGUGAUGCAGCUGACGGGCGACCACCAAGGAGGCCCAGGAGGCGAGGAGCACGAGCACUUGAUCGAAGGCUUCUCGGACAGCAACUUCGCAAAUGACCGAACUACCCGGCGGAGUCUGUCAUCAGGCCAGAUCUUUAUCGGCCAAGCCCUCGCAUAUUCCUUUGUCCGUGGACAAAAGGUGGUGACCUUGAGCAGCGGGGAAGCCGAGCUGGUGGCGCUGACGCAAACCACCUCGGAGUGCAUCUUGGUCAAGAAGGCUUGGGAGUUUUUGGUCCAGCAGGAAGCUACCCUGACGAUGCGGUCCGACUCCUCCGUUGCACGGGCGAUAGCCUCACGGCUUGGGGUCGGAAGAGUGAGGCACCUGCAAACCUCGUGCCUUUGGAUCCAGCAAUGGGUGGCGCAGCACCUCUUGAAGGUGCUGGCGGUCCCGACCGAGUUCAACCCGGCAGACCUCGGAACAAAAUGCUUUACCGCGCGACGGCUGCGUCUGCUGUGCUACCUGGUGGGCUUGGUGCACGACAAUGGGGAGCACGUCGGCCAGAACGAGUUCCGGGAGGCGACGGCCAGACGAGCAGGGCAAGGAGACCGCAACAACGAUGUGGUGGUGCGGCUGGUGCAGCUUUUGGCUGCGGUCACCCUGCAAGGGUGCGAGUUUGGGCCGGCAGGCCCAGGCGAGCUCUUUGAUGACCUCGCCUCGUUGAUCUACGUUGUGAUCCUGGUCUCGGUGCGCUACUUUUGGUUUGUUGGCUUGCUGGCCGUGGCUUGGUGGCUGGGGAGACGGUCAAGUGGGCAGCCAGCCCAAGAGGCGCCCCAGCAGAAAGGACGAGGAAAAGGCAAGCGAGCCAACCGAAGGACAGCCAACAAGAUGAGCCAGGAGGCGACCGCCGACGAGGACCAGGAGGCAACCACCCACGAGAACCAGGAGGCGACCACCGAUGGGGACCAGAGCGAGAUCACCAACGAGGAGGCGAUCUACCACGGCAGCCUGGAGGGCAUCAACUUCGAAGAGCCUGGUGAGCCCACAGGCUCAACAGCGACUGCUGGCUUGGGGCUUGAGCCGGCUGCGGGGAAUUCGCCAGCAGCCCUAGAUCCUGAAGUGGCGCAGCGGAUCCAGGACUGGAUGGUGGAGAAUGCGCUCCCUAUGUUGGGUGUUGAGGCACGGCCUUCGGGAGCCACGACCUCUGGAGCGAGCUCUUCCAGUACUACCCCAAUGCCACUUCCAGUGCCCUCUACGUCCGGGAGAAGCAGCAACCACAAGAUCGAGCAGGCUCGUGAGCGAGGAAAAUUCCUGCGAGAUGCAAAGCAUUUCCUCCCGGAGCAGGAGCUUGCUGAGUUUGUUUUUAUCGCCUCCCACGGCUAUGCCUACCAUCGGGAGGGCUGUGGAGAUUUGAGAUGUGCUCGCCGAACCACACGCAUGACGGUCAGGCGAGCAAUUCAGGCUGGCAAGGUGCCCUGUAAGCACUGCUUCCAAGAGCACUGGGAGUACAGUCGAGGGCAACGGUGA